Xyrichtys novacula (pearly razorfish) is the source of this 1142-nucleotide messenger RNA. Lineage: Eukaryota; Metazoa; Chordata; Actinopteri; Labriformes; Labridae. The record is from the annotation of a GenBank genome assembly.
AUGGAGCGCGGAGACGCCGCGGCGGCGGCCUCUGAUGGAGAGCAGAGACGCUGUGGCGUCCUCAUGAAUAACGCAGCCGCCCUCAGGUGGAGGACAGGUCAUCAGAAUCAUCUGGUUUUUAAUCCAUGUUUCAUUUUUCACAGCUGAUCAUAAAUCAGUCUGAGAGACGCCGUGACGACCAUCAACGCUGAGCAGGGUCACCACGACCCGGGUCAUGGCGGUCAUGGCGGUCCGGUGACACUGAGCCCCCCCCCCGGCGGCGUGUAUUAUUGAUAAAAUGGCGGUGCAGAUCUCGCCUCAUCAAUAAUUCACACAGACGUUGAUUUUCGUUCAGAUUUCCUCUGAUGAUGUUUUUUUUUUUUUUUAGCUCAGAUGAACCACAAAGAGAAGGUCAAAGGUCAAAGGUCAGAGGUCAGAGAUCUUUGUCUUACCCGGGUUUGUGAACGCCCACGCCGUCUCCAUGAGUUCAGCCCCUACAGUGGGUGUAAACGACCAUUAAAGGUCAUUAAAGGGCGUGGCUAACUUUAAAGGGGAGGUCCAAAUAUAACGUCGCACCAUGAAACACGACGAGUCAGAGCGACGGAGGAGAGAAGGAGGAGGGGGAUGAGGAGGAGGAGGAGGUGGCGGCGUUGGCGUGUUCUCUGCAGACUCUGAGAUCAUCUGUUCAGAUCUGACUAAUGGCCUGGUCCUGGUCCUGGUCCUCUUGGGGGACCGUCCUGAGCUCCAUCAAAGAGGUCCUGGAGGACACUUUAUUCUGAAAAUACUCGCCGCCACUUCCUCUUCGUGUUCCAGACGAGCUCCUCCAUUAAAAGCCUCCAGACUCACCUGAGGACUCGGUCAGACAUCUUUGGUCUCAGGUGAGUUUCCUUAAUGGACCCGAAGUCUCGUCUGAACAGGAUCAGAACUUCAUCACAGCUGAGCUCUUCAAGGACACGAGGACGAGGACACGAAGACGAGGACACGAAGACGAGGACAGGAAGACGAGGACGCGAAGACGAGGACACGAAGACGAGGACGAAGACGAAGACGACGACACGAAGACAAGGACACGAAGACAAGGACACAAAGACGAGGACAUGAAGACGAAGACGAGGACACGAAGACAAGGACACAAAGACGAGGACAUGAAGACGAAGACAUGA